AUGAGCCCGCGUAAGAAGAAUGCCAGUAAAGCAAGUCCUUCGAAGCAAUCUACUAUCAAUAGUUUCUUUCGAUCUAAACCUAAGCAUGCACCUACUUCGACUCGGCCCAAGCGUCUCGCUCAAUCGAGCCUUGCCGCCCGACCGCUGAGAUCGAAUCGGUCACCUGAUUUGGAGAUUCUUGACUUGACCCAAAGCACAAGCCCGGCGAAAGAAUCCGAUUCGCCACCGAGCGCAAAGAAACGAAAACUGAAAGCUACGUCACCAGAUCGGUCGCCCAUUCGUGGCGUAAGACAAAGCCCUUUCCCGCCAGAUUCCAGCCGGUCACCUUCACCUACUUCGUAUAUCUCUGGGAAAGCUAUGGAGUCUGGACCUGGAAGCAGUGCUCAACGUGCACUUGCCUCACCUGCACCCUCCCAGACUGGAAGUUCUCGGGAUAUGCUCGAAUUUGACCCUGACGAAACUAUUGAGUCCUCCCAAACCCAAUAUCUGCACCUUGUGUUCACGCCUUCGUCUCAACGUGUCGCUCCUAUGGACCCGGGUCAUGUUCCUACACCAGUGUUCACGCCCACUUCCACUCGAAGUAAGAAGAUCUACGGGUCACCAUCUGUACGAAAGACUAUAGAGACUGCACAAGCUAUCGGAGAGAGUCAGUCUACACCUUGCAUCCCAAGUAGCCAAGGAGAGGUUUACCAACCUUCCACUCCAAGAAAGUACAGCGGGACUGUGUUCGGCUGCGCCCGGACCAGUGCUCCCAAUGCAGAAGCUUCCAGAGCCAUUAAUAGUCCAACCGAUAUACCCACAGCGACCACGGAGCCUACGAUUCAUCCUGCUUCGGCUAAGACACCUACCAAGAACCACUUAGCAAGGUCGAACCUGUUUACACCUAAUUUUUCAAGCCCUCGACCGAUACCUACUCCUCUGUAUUCAUCCAACCUCAUGUCAAGCAGUGAUCCCUCUAUUGAGGCGACCGAGCUAGGAACAGUAGAAUCGCCCCCGAAGCCUCCCCGAAAUACCACCACGAUUACUGGCUUACUUCCUCAUGCCCCUUUAUCGCGACUUCCCGGCCAAAACACCCCCCUUAAACGCCAAAGAGCGAUUACUCCACUCUUACCGAUACAUAAUAUUAAUCCUAAUCCUCCUCGGACCCCUAGUCGCGCUACCCAGUGUAUUCUCCCGCCUUCUCCCACCGAAUUCCCCUCUCCAAGGAAGCUCAUGUCGUCGCUAGGUUUUGAGCCAUCUCGUAAUACCAGUGACGCUAAACAGCCUACUUUAGCCAAGGUUUUCUCGGAUCCCCCAAAUUCCGACAGUGUAGUCCCUAGCCACGAUGUACUCGAGGCUGCCCACUCUCAGCUUCAAGAAAAUGGGCGCCCAAAUCGAAGUCGGUCGUCAUCUUUGACAAUUAUUCCGUCAUCUCAGCCACUUCAUGAUUCAUCACCGCCGCCUGUCCUUCAACCAACUCCCUAUACCAGCCCAACAAUCAGAAGUAUUCCUCAGCUAUUCGAAUUAUUCUACUGUGCAGACGACUAUUCCCCAGUGACUUCAUCUCAAUCACUUCCUCCUUCACAAUCACCUAUCAAAGGCGGUCAAUUGAUCCAAACCAAUCUGCUGCUGGAAUGCGAGGCUGAAGUGCACCGAGACUCGCCUGACGAAGAGAUGGGAACGCAUACACCUAUCGUAUAUGACCUUCCACCAUCAUCCCCUCCCCCACAAACUCCGACACGUCGUGGAUCAAGGGCAUCAAGCCCGGACUUAUCCCUUAUCCCGGUCAGCGGUCAAAAGGGAAAGGCCAAAUCUCGCAUAGGGAAGACACCCAUUCGCGAUUCACCAUUAAUCCAUGCUUUUGAGGCAGCAAAGAAACGAAGUAAAACAGCGACUCCUGUUGUACGUCGGUCAGCACCGAAAGCUAGCCAGAUUCCUUCGAGUCCCAUAGGUCGCGCAUGCGUAGAGAACAUGGAAUUAGACUCGAGCCCCAUUCGGGCUUUAUCGUCUGGCGACGAGCAAUCUCCACCCAAGAUUAGUAAAUCCAACGCAGGUUUGCGUACUCUCGAUUCGGCCGGAAUACCGCAGAAAUCGUCCCAGACUGCUCAACAGAACAGUAGCAGAAACAUCCGACCGAUUAAAGCAUCUACGAGUACCCAGCGCCGGAAGUCAAUAGAGCAGGAUAUGGUGGAUAGCAGUGACGCCGAUGAGAUGGACAUCGACAUCCGGCCUUCCCCAGCUCUUCCUGCCUCAACCGAGCGACAGCAGACGGAAUCGUUCCUCAGCACGGAUUACGGAAGAUUCGAAAGGCCGAGAGCAUACGCCUCAGACGCCCGCACGCCACGAACGUCUUCCCAGCUCCGUCUCCCCGAGCAACCGGUCUUGAGUCCACCUAUACCAGAGAACACCCAAACACAAGAAGAAUGCGAGACCCCAUGGGAAUCGCUACGGCCCUCCCAGUCCGUUAGCCAAGUCUACGAGCGCCAACUGAUUGAAGAGGCCGAAAGAGCGAGACGGUUAAGAAUGGGGCAGAAUGCACAAAAGCAAAAUGCCAAGGUUUUGGUGGAAGAGUCUCCAGACGUUGAGCAAGAAGACGAAACCGGGGAGCUGGAAGGCACCGAGUCUGAGGAGCAGUCGGAAAGCCAGGAUCAAGAACCCGCUCGUCCAGUGACAAUCUCACUGGAACCUCAAUCACCCACCAACGUACCCAACGAGCUGUCUCGCCGACCCCUACCACACUGGUUCUCAACGCCCAAAUCUCAACGUGCAGAGCAGCAACACUACGUUGUGACUCCGACAAAGGUCAUGCGGCGAACGCCUGCGAGACCGACUCCAAGCCGUAAAUCGAUGACGCCGUCAUCAAUGAUGGGGGAGGACGACCCCAAUGAGGAUUACACCUAUAUAGAAGAGACGUUCAAUCCUACCGAGUCGCAGCAAAGCUUCUUAAACCGAAUACUUCUGGGAGAUGCUCUCGUUUCGGAAAGCUGGAUUACAGGUCGAGAACUCGAGGACCAUGGUCUCGAAGGGCGUAUGCGCUCACGGGCUACUAGGAAACCUCGUUCACCGCGUGCUCCUCGUUUAUCCGCCCCUGCAGUAGAUCCGUGGCUAGGUGGCCAAAACAACGUAGCCACAGAUGUCGUCACCAACAAUUCACCCCUAACCAACGCGAACAAAAUCAAAAAUAGGAGAAACAGGGGUAAUUCAGCACAGGAUACCUCUAACAAUUCACCACAACGGAACACAGGAGCCUCUCAACCUACUCAGUCGCAGUCACAAUCGCAGGGACGUAAUCGUAAUCGUAAUCGAAACCGAAAUCGUGGUCGACAGAAAGGUCGGAACGAGAUGUCCCAAAAUGGAGCUAUAGCUGGUCUAGAGACAUCGUAUAGCAAUCCUGAAGCCUCUCGCAGCCGCCAGAAUGGUCCAAAUAACCGAGACGGUCGGCGCCAGAACCAAUCUAAUUCCGGAGCCUCGAAUAAUUUAACUAUCGACCCGGUUACUGGAGAAGUUAUUAGCAGACGUGCGGCUAAACGUCGACAGGCCAAGGCUAGGAAAGCUGCGGCUGUUGCUCGCGAGGAAACGGUAGAGCAGACGAGAGCCCAGCAACAACCCAGAGUUCAAACUCAACCCCCUAGCGCUCCUUCCACUUCAGCUAGUCGGACUGCAAACUAUGGCAUUCCUCCAGUGAGUGCACCGGGCUCAUCUGCAUCCGUAUAUACGACCCCUACUCUCUCGAGGUCUUCAAAGAGCGGUACCAGUAACCACCCAAGUCCCCGAAGCGCCAUUGCGACCAAUACCAUUCAGCGGGUGGCUCACCCUACGUCUUGUGUGUCUUCCAAUCGUGAGCUAGGUGCCACAGCUCCUCUCAGGAUCGGAGCUCGACCUCGUUGGACAAACUCCCUUGAUGAACGUGCAUCACGAACUACGCAACCUAUCACCUCUACCACCAGUGCCAAUAAUACCACACUACCUUCUACGGCUCCAUCUUGGCGCUCCAUUCAUCAAGCACACACAGGACUCUCAUCUGUGGCGAAUCGCAAUCAGCCCGGCUUGAGCACAAAUCUACGCCCAGAUACGGCGGCUGUCUCGUCCAUUGCCGGGGACAGCUCUUCUACUGCCAAUCGUCCAACCCCAGCACUGGCGAGAACUCGUUUUUCAACAGACUUCAUCGAUUCUGAUGCUGGCACUCCACAACUCGCACCACCAGCUAGGAGCGUCCGUGUACCAACGGUUACCACAACAGCUCCGACAGUUCCCGUAUCGGUUCCGCCACUCAACAUCACUCGUCGAGCUCCUACACGUACUAGGCCUUCAAUACCCUGUACAAUCUGCCUUGACAUCCCAGAUGAGUUCCCUCGACAACGACCUACUACCCGUUGUGUACACCCGAUCAACGUCUGUGCAUCGUGCCUUGAACAGCAUAUAUCGCAUGCAGUGCUCUCACAGGGCUCCACUACUCUGACCUGCCCGGACACUUCAUGUCGACAAAACCUGGAGUACGCAGACGUAAUCCGAGCUACCAAAAGCGCAAAGACUUGUCAGGAUCGCUACGAGGCACUACUGCUACGCCGAACAUUAGAGGCAGAACCCAAUUUCGUAUGGUGCAAAAACCCGGGCUGCGAUUGGGGUCAAGUACACGAAAGCGGAGUCAACGCACCAAUUGUCAUUUGUCAAGUUUGCCGCGCUCGUUCUUGUUUCACGCAUAAUGUACCUUGGCAUACGGGCCUCACCUGUUCCCAAUAUGCAACCCAGCAUGCCAAUAGGGAGCGCGAGAACCGAGCUAGCGAAGCCUAUAUCUCUCUACAUGCUAAACAGUGUCCCAACUCUAGAUGCGGACGUCGCAUUGAAAAGAACGAUGGGUGUGAUCAUAUGACAUGUCGGCGCCCAGCCGGAUGCGGUCAUGAAUUUUGCUGGGUAUGCUUGGCAGAUUACCAGACCAUACUCAGGGAAGGAAACCAUCGGCAUGCCACAACAUGUCAACACUAUGCUCCCAUUCGACGAACGACAGUGUUUGAAGAUUAUUACCGACAAGAGCUCAACCGUCUAGCUCAUGUGCCACCCCAACCAGCCGUCCGCCCGCAAGCACAAGCAAGACAUGAGCCACCCCCGCCCCCGCAACCGAUGCAACAGACUCAGCGCGAACAAGGCCCUGGAUCGGUCUGGAGCUGGCUCGUAGGAGCAGCCGCUGCUGUGUUGAUGCUGCGUGGGUGA
Messenger RNA from Rhizoctonia solani, 5187 nucleotides. Its product is annotated as IBR domain protein. The record is from RefSeq and is a predicted model, not a curated record. The transcript is spliced from 14 exons. Gene Ontology annotation, cellular component: ubiquitin ligase complex; cytoplasm. Gene Ontology annotation, molecular function: ubiquitin conjugating enzyme binding; zinc ion binding; ubiquitin protein ligase activity. NCBI's taxonomy places the organism in Eukaryota, Fungi, Basidiomycota, Agaricomycetes, Cantharellales, Ceratobasidiaceae. Bases 1 to 5187 code for a protein of 1728 amino acids. Gene Ontology annotation, biological process: protein polyubiquitination; positive regulation of proteasomal ubiquitin-dependent protein catabolic process; ubiquitin-dependent protein catabolic process.